AUUGCUACCAACUGUAAAAUAAUCUGUUUUUUUACACGAAAAAAAUAGUUGUUGUCUUUGGUUUGUUACUGUGAUGUCGUCGUCGAGUAUCGAGUGUCGUCGUCUUUUGUAAAGUUUUAUCAAGAUAUUCCCGGAAUAAGUUGGUGAACGUGAUAACUUCUUAAUAGCUUAUGUAUCUAAACGUGACUUCUCGUAAAAUUUAUUUAGUGUUGGACUUGGAUAAAGAUUUGUGAUUAUAAGUUUCUAAUUUUAAUCAUCCCUAGUGGGAUUUUUUGGCAAAAUGAUGACCGAAAAUAGGAUUAGUUCGAGUAAUCACGUCGGAAACAGUAUGAACAAUCAGAAAGGAGAUGUCGAUAAAACUAUCGACGACAUCGGUUGGAAAUCUAAAUUAAAAAUACCCGCAAAAGACAGAAGAAUAAAAACUAGUGAUGUGACAGAUACUAGAGGUAAUGAGUUUGAAGAGUUUUGCCUGAAACGAGAGCUGUUGAUGGGCAUUUUUGAAAAAGGGUGGGAAAAACCUUCCCCCAUUCAAGAGGCUUCAAUUCCCAUCGCACUUAGUGGUAAAGAUGUGCUUGCCCGAGCUAAAAAUGGAACUGGUAAAACUGGAGCUUAUUGUAUUCCAGUCUUGGAACAGGUUGACCCCAAAAAAGAUUGUAUUCAAGCUUUAGUUGUGGUACCAACUAGGGAGUUAGCACUCCAGACAUCACAAAUUUGCAUUGAACUGGCGAAGCACACUGACAUACGCGUCAUGGUCACCACAGGAGGAACUAAUCUUCGUGAUGACAUAAUGCGCAUUUAUCAAAAUGUUCAAGUGAUAAUUGCUACGCCAGGGCGUAUGAUUGAUCUCAUGGAUAAGCAAGUAGCUAAAAUGGACCAGUGCAGGAUGCUGGUUCUCGAUGAGGCAGAUAAACUCCUUUCCCAAGAUUUCAAAGGAAUGCUGGAUAUGGUUAUUUCACGAUUACCCAAAGAACGUCAAAUACUGCUGUUUUCUGCAACCUUCCCACUGAGUGUGAAACAAUUCAUGGAAAAACACUUGAGGGAGCCAUAUGAGAUUAACCUCAUGGAAGAGUUGACACUGAAAGGAGUGACACAAUACUAUGCAUUUGUUCAAGAAAGACAAAAAGUUCAUUGUUUAAAUACACUUUUUUCAAAGUUGCAAAUAAACCAGUCUAUAAUAUUUUGCAAUUCAACUCAGCGUGUGGAGCUCCUUGCCAAGAAGAUAACAGAACUGGGCUACUGCUGCUACUACAUUCACGCGCGUAUGGCGCAGGCGCAUCGUAAUCGCGUGUUCCAUGAUUUUCGCGCAGGCCUCUGCCGCAACUUGGUGUGCUCCGAUCUCUUCACCAGAGGUAUCGACGUACAGGCGGUCAACGUGGUUAUCAAUUUUGAUUUCCCCCGCAUGGCGGAGACAUAUCUUCACCGUAUCGGACGUUCGGGCCGCUUCGGUCACUUGGGUAUCGCUAUCAACCUAAUCACGUACGAGGACCGGUUCGCUCUUCACCGCAUCGAGCAGGAGCUGGGCACGGAGAUCAAGCCGAUCCCGAAGGUGAUCGACCCGGCCCUGUACGUGGCGCGCCCGGACGAGGAUGACGGUGCCGACAAGUAACGGUGCCGCCCUCUGGCGCGUGAGGCCUGCGCUCGGCGCACCCUAACUGCGCACAUUAACUAUCUAAACUUGCUGACUGCUGGGUGAAUGGAAUUAGAAUAAAACUACAAAAACAAAAACUUAUUUGUAAAAAGUGUAAUGAAUUUAUUGUAACAAAAUGUGAGUGUAAAUAGUUUAUCGUGAAAUAAGACUUUAACCUAAAAUGGUUACUUUUAUAAAGUGUAUAUAAACGAACAUCAGGACAUUUGGAGUCAUCGCGUCCUUUGUCCAUAUUGGAAAUUGUGCGCGAAUUCCUACAUUGUUAAAACGUAAAAUAUUUAUCUUGUACUGUGUAGGUCUACCUAGAGUUUCUGACAGCUUUUCAUAAAUUUUGGUAGACUUUCAACAGAUGGUGAAGCAUUAUCUGCCCAUAUUAAAGGAAAAUUUGAGCUAGCACUGGUUUACUUUUUCAUGUCUUAAAAAUACGAAAAAUCUGUUGUAUGGGCAGAUAAGAAGUCUAGCUCAAAAACUAAAAUUAUUGUCAUGAUUUUUGGAAUCAGUGUCACAGAUGUUGUUUCUCACCGCUUGAAACAAUAUCUCAUUUCUUCAAGCCGUUGUACUGGUGGGGUUAAUACAUUAUGAGUUUUAUAUUGAUACAAGUCCUUGUGGUUUGAGAUAAUAUAAUAACUAAGAAAUUUGAUAAGACUAAAUUCUUGAUAUUUGUUAAUUCUUAGCAACUUGUAUUGUAUCAACCCUGUCUGCAGUUUAAACCACACAACAUUUUCUUGAGUUUGAAGCGGAUAGUCACAGUUCGUAAUUAUGCGCAGGCUAAUAUAAUAAGGCUUUGGUGGGCACUACUUAAGAGAUGGGAGAAAAUAUAUUUUGUAGUUAAUUUUUCUUGUUUACAAGUGAGAUUUUCUAGAAAUUGUAACUCAAAUUACAACAGUGUGUCCUCCUUGCCUUGCCUUAUGUGGUAAAAAAAAAAAUUUCAAUCUUGGAUACAAUGUUUUGUAUAACUGUGACUUUACAGGAUAGAGGAAUGAAUUAAUCUGUGGCGGCUUGCAGAUAAAAGUCCAUUCAUCUGUCCUAGGGAUUUUAUUUAGAGAGCUUUGUUUUGAUUGUUACACAUCAACAUUUAAUUUUAUUUUUGCUCUCUGGGGAUGAAAUAUUUCGGGAUUUCAAGUGAAGAGGAUUUGGUCAAUAUCCUUUUAUGUAGAAUAUGCCUUGCAUUUUUUGUUAUUUCCUGCUACUUUCUUAUAUAUAGUGUCUACCCAUAAAGGCACUGCCUACAUUUUGGUUACCUACUACAUGUUACAUAAUUAUUUAUUAUUGCUGACUGUAUUCUUCAUUGUUGAUUCUCAAUUUAACCUUGUUCUUGUCAAUUACAAUCUCUUUAAACACAAAUAUUCAUCAAGUGAUGUACAAAGAAAAGAAACUAAAAAUAUAUUUUCCUUUGAUAUUGUAAUUUUUUUAAGCUAAAAGAGAAACCUCUUAAUGGUGGAGCAAGAACCAGUUUCUAAAAUAUUAAAUAACUAGAUGAAACCCUAUGUGACUCAUAAAAUGUAGCUCGAUUGAGACCAAAGAAUUUGACAAGGUUUAAAUUGACAAUCAAUAAGAGACCUUUAGUUUAUUGGCUAUUCCAUUAGCAAACAUUGUUUAGUUUAAGAUUUUCGAACUUUAAAUAUUUUUUCUGGUUUACAAACAAGCUAGCUACCUUCAAAUAUAUCUGUGAUAAUAAUUACUAUAGUUUGAUGGUACAAAAAUGUUGGGGUAAAAGUUUUCAAAUAUAGACAGUCUUCCAAUAAGUUGUCAGCUUCGUCAAAACUUAACAAGAUGUUAGCCAGAUUAUAAUUAAAAAUAUAUAAAGAAAAUUAAUAUAAGGUUGCUGAGAUGGCCUGUUAUGUCACAGUCACACUGAUACUGUGAAGGACAUCAAACUAUUGAUGACAAGUUUCUAUUUUUGAGUUCUAAAAUUACGAUAUAAAAGAACCCCUACUAUGUAUCAAGAUAAUUAUAUAAUCUUUUUUAUUAAGACAUCCAAGCAAAUUUGGACAUCUGCAUAUCAAUAGUUUUUUUUUUAUAAAAAAUAUUAUAGUUUCAAUAUUAAUCAUGCUCUUAUACAAAAAAUGUGUACCUAAUCAUGGGCAGUGUCAUCUAUUUAUGUAAUAUUUCUGUUAAAAAUAUUAAAAAAAUGACCAAAAAUUAAACUCUUCACGCCUA
This is a messenger RNA of Pectinophora gossypiella (pink bollworm), 3805 nucleotides long. RefSeq names its product ATP-dependent RNA helicase me31b (gene me31B). Gene Ontology annotation, biological process: cytoplasmic stress granule assembly; P-body assembly. The transcript is spliced from 8 exons. Bases 281 to 1606 code for a protein of 441 amino acids. Gene Ontology annotation, molecular function: ATP binding; RNA helicase activity; mRNA binding. Lineage: Eukaryota; Metazoa; Arthropoda; Insecta; Lepidoptera; Gelechiidae. Gene Ontology annotation, cellular component: P-body; cytoplasmic stress granule. The record is from RefSeq and is a predicted model, not a curated record.